Molecule: messenger RNA, 2639 nt
Organism: Acanthopagrus latus (yellowfin seabream)
Lineage: Eukaryota; Metazoa; Chordata; Actinopteri; Spariformes; Sparidae
Gene: c21h5orf22
Product: chromosome 21 C5orf22 homolog
Exons: 9
Coding region: 1462-2559 (365 amino acids)
Source: RefSeq, a predicted model, not a curated record
AGCUUUUUCAUUGGCGGAACUUGGAAGUGCAGAAGUGCAGCACCCGUACAGUUGAUGGCGUGUACAAGACACAAGAUGGCUGAGAGUGAAAUCACUGCCAGGCACUGGAGAAGUAGGUUUGCUGUACUGCCCUCCUCAGAGUGUAUCAGUGCCACCAUUUAGAAGAAGUGACACAACAUAUUGACUUUCCUUUUUGCAGAUGUUUAACUGCUUAAAGUCUAUUUGUGUGAAAGCUGUUCUUGAUUGUAUUAUACAGUGAACUGUUGUGUUUGUUCUUUGGUCUGGGGGAUUAUAUGCUCAGGAUUGUGUUUAUAGUGAGAAGUCUUGGACUCUAUAAUUUAAUAAGGGUAGCUUUUUAUGUUGUUAAUUAUUCAGAAUAUGCAACAUUAUUUUUGUAUGAAAGCUGCUGGUAUAUAAUUCUACAUUUUUAAAUGAAAGCUGUUUGUGAUUUUGGUACAGCAAAAUGUUUGUUUUUUUGUUUGUUUUUGUCUGAAGAAUUAUAUUGCUCAUCGCAUGUAACAGGUGACUACAUGUGUGUAGCUACAGGCACACCUUUCUUUUCCUGUUGGUUCUUUGCAAAGCUGGGAUGUUUGCUGACAAGUGUAACCUUCCAAUUGACUUCCAUAUCUCUUCCAUUUGUUUUAUUAUUAAUAGAUAUUGGAAAUAAAUUCAGAAUUGAUCAUUGCUACUAAUACUUUGCUUUAGAAGUCACACAGUGAGGAAAUAAAGAAAUCCAGUAUAUAUAAAAAAGAAAAUGCAUCAAGAUGUAGAGAUUCAAACCUCUAAUGGUUAGGAUUGAUUAAUGAUAAAACUGAUUGCAGGUCAUGUCGCCCAGUUCUGAUAACAGAUAAAGACAUCUGAAACCUGUACAAAUCACAACCAUCUGCAUGGAUAACAUUACUAGAUGUAAGGAAGCUGCCAUUGAUUGGGCACCGAUGUUGUUAUUGGCUGAUAUGUGUUGUAAAAAGUUUGAUCGGUGGGCCCUAUCAGAAGAUCUGAUCAGAUUAACGAGACAGUUUGUCCGUUUGCCACUUAAAUACCACACAUAACACGGAACACUGCUGCACGCCUGCUGCCUGCUCCUCCUGGUGUAAACAGCGUGAUGUAUUUCUCUUGCUCCUGCCAGCUAGCCGUUUGUGAGUGACUGGAUAGAAGGACCGGUCCCACAGACCGGAUCUCAUAAUGUUUGGUCACGUGCUGACAGGCCAGACAGUGAUUAUAACUACCUCUGACACAGUACUGAGGAAAGACAUCAGUUUAUCAUUUGGCAUUGUCUGUUCACAUUUUCUGUCGCCAUUGUUGGUUCAGGCCUUGUACCACGAGAGCAGACAGCUAAUGGAGCUAACAGCUGACUGAGCUAACAGCUUACAGCUGAACUAAACACAGCAGAGCUGUCCAGAGGAACAAGAAGUGUUAAACAGUGAACUGAGUGAGUUGAGUAUAGAAAACUGGAUCAUCCCCAUGGUGUAUGCUGGCCAUGUGUCCUGUGUGGCAUGGCUGCAUCCAUACUGGGCCCAGCAGAUCAGAGAGGGAGAGCACAGGAUGGCUGUAGGAAGAGACUUGUCCACCACCACCAUCAGGCUGACCAGUACAGACAACUACUUUCUCAGUGAUGGUCUGUACGUUUCUGAGGAUCAGCUUGAGAACAGUAAACUUCUCAGACUGGAUGUGGUCAAGGUCAAUCCUGUCAAAGCAAGUCACGGGUCAGCUUCAGAAAAGAAAACAGAAGAGGACACAGAGAGAUGGUUUGUCAAGAGAGCACGAACAGAGGAAGAUAAAGGUGCACAAGCCAGCUGCUCUCAGUCCCUCUCAAGAUGUACAGACACACUGCAGCCAGAAGAGAGCAGCAGUGGGACAAAGUUGGUGGAUGAUGAUGAUGAUGAUGAUGAUGGUGAUGAUGACGGAUCCACGAGUUAUGUUGUUAAGAGAAUAUCUGCAUUUCUGAGUGAGACCGAGCCGUACAUCUUGGACAUUGAUUUGGAUUUCUUUACAUGUAAGAAUCCCUUCAAGGAGUUAUAUACACAGGAAGAGUUCACCAUCCUUCAGGAGCUCUACAACUUCCAAGGACCCGGCCCUGAUGCAGAUAAGGAGGAGCUUGAUGCGUGUGUGGAUCGUCGCAUACAUCAGCUAGAAGACUUGGAAGCAGCUUUUGCUGACCUGCUAGAGGAUGAUGGGGAAGAGACAGUUACACGCUGGGCGAGAAACCCUGGCAUGGCUUCCUUAACCCAACUGGUUUCCAGUCUGAGGUCGAGAAACCUGUGCCCUGACUAUGAAAUGGUGCAUCAGGCGGGGUUAACCUGUGACUCUGUUGAGCUGCCUCACCACAUCAGCACUGAUGAAGAGAUCGACAGACUUGUCUCAGCUGUACAGCUGCUUCUGAAGGCUCUGCCCAAACCUACACUGGUGACUAUGUCGAGGUCAAGUCUAGAUGAGUACUGCCCAGUGGAGCAGGUGGAUUCUGUCCAGACGAGAGUGCUGGCUGUACUGGAAAGCCUGUAUGGACCACUGGAUUUGCACAAAGACUUUGAAAACAACAGCACAGAAACUCUGGUCCCUUAAAGCAGAAGUUCUCCAUGUUUUAUGUGGAUAUAUCCCAAUCAGUGUUAAUGGUAAAUAAAGUAAAUUUGGGUAAUAAAUUC